Colossoma macropomum (tambaqui) is the source of this 1182-nucleotide messenger RNA. RefSeq names its product CMRF35-like molecule 3. The record is from RefSeq and is a predicted model, not a curated record. The transcript has 4 exons. NCBI's taxonomy places the organism in Eukaryota, Metazoa, Chordata, Actinopteri, Characiformes, Serrasalmidae. Bases 34 to 822 code for a protein of 262 amino acids.
AGAGUAUUUGUCAGUGGAGCCUCUUACAGAAACAUGUACUUUUACUCACUCUUGAGUUUUUUAAUUCUCUUUGUGUUGCUCCUCUGUAUCUCAGAUUCUGAGAGCGUGAGGACACUGAAGAAUUUAGCUGUAAAACGUGGAGGAUCUCUCUGUAUUCCAUGCUUUUAUGAUGAGAAAUACAAAUCAAACCGUAAAUACUGGUGUGAGGGGCAUUCAUGGUCCUCAUGCAACAUAGUAGCCUCUACAAACACAAGUGGAAGAAUAUCAGUCACUGAUCAUCCAACACAGAAUAUGUUUACUGUGGAACUGAACAGCCUCCAAGACUCUGACUCUGGAUAUUAUUGGUGUGCUGUGGAUAUUAGUGGCCGUGUGGAUGACGGUGACCAUUUGUACUUGAAUGUUAGUGCAGAUCCUGCUGUGUCAGUGAUAAACAGCAGAGUGAGUGGUCAGGAAGGGGGCAGUGUCAGUGUCCAGUGUCUCUACAGUGCUGAAUAUCAGAAUAAACAGAAGAAGUGGUGCAGGUUUGAAGACUGGAGCUGCUUCACAGUGGGGAGGACUAACACAUCCCAGAAUUCAUCAGUGCUGGUCAUUGACUAUGGAAAAGGAUCUGUCAGUGUGGAGAUGAGGGGUCUGCAGAAGAGUGAUGCUGGCUGGUACUGGUUCAGUGCAGGAGAUGUGGGGGUUACUGUUCACCUCACUGUCACUGAAAGACCUUCAACAACAGCUGUGACUGCAGUUUCUGGCAGUGAGAAACCUAAGGGAACCGCGACCACCCCAGGUACGAUCAUAAACACUGCUAAUUGGUCAACAAAUCAUGCAUGACAAAAAAUUAUACAUAUUGUUGAACCUUCUGAUAUAAACAUGCUGUGGCCAAGGUAUCUGUUGCUGUAUUAAAAAUGUAAAAAAAAAGUAGAACAAGCCUUCUGUGUUUACACCUGGAAUCUGGGCUGUAAUAUAAACCAGUUUGUGAUUUUAGGAUAUUUUUGUGUCCAAAUGACUGGAUGCUGGCACUGGCUUACAUGUAACCAUGUGAUUUGUGACCAUGUGAUUGACAGACUGUGGAGGACUCUGGAAAUUCUGAGAUGUGCAGAUGCUUUAAUGUAUAGACAUCCAUAAUCCAUAUCUGUAAUUUCAGUAACAUACAGUUAUGCAUUUCAGUGUAGUUAUGUGCAUUUCUGUAAU